Messenger RNA from Funneliformis mosseae, 1215 nucleotides. The record is from the annotation of a GenBank genome assembly. NCBI's taxonomy places the organism in Eukaryota, Fungi, Glomeromycota, Glomeromycetes, Glomerales, Glomeraceae.
AUGUCUACUGAUACAAACGAGCUUGAAAGAUUUAGGGAAAAAUGGAAAGCUGAAAUUUCGAGGCUAAAUAAGAAAGAUGCUCAAUCCAAAACAAUAUCUAACGUGAGCGUAUCCAACACUUUAGUUGAUGCCAAAAAGGUUCAACCUUUGGAGGAUAUCACUGAAAUUGGAACGUCGAGUACGGUUGAAUCAACAAAACCUGUUCCUGAUCCAAAAGCCCCAAAGCAUAAAGCCUUGGAGAUUUAUGUAAAAGCCGUUACGAAUGAAAGAGAAGGAAAUUUAAACGAAGCUCUUAUAAAUUAUCGUCAAGCCUUGAAACUCGAUCCUACUGUAGAGAAUUCUUACAAGAAGCAACUCUAUAGUGUAGUUAAUGAUAAAAAAACAGAAUCAUCCAAUUUUUUUGUCAAACAUUUAGAAGAGCUUCCACAAUUUCCUCACGUUUUCAUUGGGGAAGAUUAUGAAAUAGGACGAUUUGGUACUAAAUCUUCUGCACCAAAAUCAAAAGAAGAUAAUAAUAUUUCUAAUUUAAUAACCAGUUUUCGAAAUUUGCAACUUGAUUUGUUACCAUUGAAUCCUAAUAAAAGAAUUGAUAUUGCCAAACUUCCUAAUGAAUUAAUAGUUUGCAUCCUUCACCAGUUAAUAGCUAGAGGAGAUGUGACUUCACUUGAGAGGUUUGCGUUAGCAUGUAAGAAAUUCUUUCUUUUAUCUAGAGAAGUUUCAUUAUGGCGUUACUUAUGCGAGAAGGCGUAUCGAAAUAAUUAUUUGUCACUUGAUGCUUCCAAUUCUUUAUUGGAAGAGUACGUUAAAUUAUAUUAUCAUAGUGAUUGGAGAAAGAUGUAUAUUGAAAGACCACGUAUACGAUUGGAUGGUAUUUACAUAGCUAUAUGCAAUUAUUUAAGACCUGGAUCUUCAGAAAAUGCAUGGAAUCGACCCAUUCAUCUUGUUACCUAUUAUCGAUAUAUUCGUUUUUAUUCCGAUGGUUCAUGUAUUGCUUUGAUGACGACAAAUGAACCCAUAAAUGUAGUAAAAAAUUUUGGACCCAAUUGCAAGUCCAAAAAUUUUAUGAAGGGUAAAUGGGAAUUAAGCGAUGACCAUAUAUUAAUGAUUCGAGCGAAAGAUUAUGGCUUACCCAAGUUUACUUUUUAUUCGACUUUUGAUUUAAAGUCAACACAUCGAGGAAGACAUAAUAAGCUUACGUGGAUCGGUAAGAAAUAA